AUGGCUUCCUCACAUCCAGGCAGUGCACAGAGCCGAACGAGUUCUCUGGGAUCUGCAGGAUCUCGAGGUUCAAGAACACCACCUUCUAGUGCCGGGAAACAAACUGCUAGCAGGGGCAACAACUCAGCUGGUGAUAGCAAACCCUCAAACUCAGGGAAACACGAAAAGCCUUCAGACAGACUGAAUCCCAAGACGAUAGACCCGUUUUCUAAUACAAAGAAAGUGCAGUCAGCUUUUGCUUCAGUUUAUGCUAAUGGGGGAGUGCCAUGCAGGUUAGUUCAUGGCAGUGUUAAACAUAAGCUGGCCUGGGACACACCACCUGAACAAGUGACCUUUGAUCCAGUCUUGGUCACCUUGGCAGAGGGCUUGAAAGAAACUGUCCAUCCAUAUACAUUUGUUUCCUGUAUGGGGUUUAGAGAGUUGCUGAGCACACUGGGAGCAUCACAGAAAGCCACACCACUUCUUCCCAAACUGGCUCCACCAAUCAGAGCAGCUCUAGGACAUGCAGAUAGUGCUGUGUUUGAGAGAAGCUUGGAAGGUCUGCUGCAGCUGAGUUCUGUUGUUGGACCUGCUCUGAACCCAUACUUGAAGACCCUGCUGAUGGCUCUUUCAAAGAGAAUUAUGGAGAAAAAGUACAAAGAGAAAGUGACAGAAGCAUUGCAACAACUUGAGCAAAAUGGAGGACAGGAAGCCUUGCCUAUAAUCAAAUCCAAGGUGCCAACUUACUGCUCAGUAUUUGGCUGA
Messenger RNA from Candidula unifasciata, 744 nucleotides. The record is from the annotation of a GenBank genome assembly. Lineage: Eukaryota; Metazoa; Mollusca; Gastropoda; Stylommatophora; Geomitridae.